AUGGAUAAAAACACGCCUCAAACAUCAACAAACCUAGAAAUAAAUGUAUCGGAACCUAUAAUUUUCUUUCGCGGUGGACCACAAGAAGCGGUCGGGUGCAUGUUGAGGGGAGACUCACAAUUGUUCGAGGCUGGCACGCACACGUAUUCAUUCUCAUUAUUCUUACCGGGUACACUUCCAGAGACAAUAGACGUUCCAUUAGGAACUGUAAGCUAUAAAUUAACUGCAACAGUUGGUCGUAGUAGCUCACUAUUACCGAAUCUGAAUGCUAGACGAAAUAUCAUUAUAAUUCGAACUAUGCCGGAUCAUGAAACCACCGGGGGAGGAAUAGCAAUAGCACGUGAUAUAAAGGAUAUGUUUGCAUAUGAGAUAUCGUUACAACAAAAAGCGUAUCCAAUUGGUGGGUGUAUAAAGGAUUUGGACUUUAAAAUAGUACCAUUAUCGGAUCAGUUACGUAUUCAUUUAAUACGAGUUCAAUUAAUAGAAAGAACAUUGUAUCGUGCACGAGGAAAUAAACAUGCAGAAACUCGAGUUGUGUUUUCCGAACGAUUAGAAGAUUUUGGCGAAAAAAGAUUAGUAGAAUUAGGUCCCAGAGAAGAUGAACCUUCGCUAGUAAGACGUGAUAGUAACGGAAGUUCAUCCAAUCAUGGAGAUGAUCAAGGAGGUAGUACUAGUAGUGCCAGUAGUGAUAUUAAUGUCGCAAGUUCUUCCACGUCGACGUCUUCGAACUCAAAAGAUGGCGUAAAUCGAUUUCCAUGGAACAAACCAAAUAGGAAUGCUGGAGCAACAAUUGAAUUAGAGCAAGAACAUUUAGAAAUUAAAGCGAUCACCAAUUCCAAUUUCAAUUUCGGAAACACUUAUUAUCACAAAGUAUUCGAUUUCUGCAUACCAAAGUGUACUGCUCCUCUACAUCCAACUUGUACUUCGGAAACAAUUAAAGUUAUGCAUCUGUUAAAAUUCACAAUUACUAUCACACUCUUGGAUGCACCAUAUCAGCGGCUAGAAGUGAAAAUAGAUGCGCCGAUUACAGUACUUUCUUGUCGAUGUUCAGAAAGUGUGCAUGUGACUUUACCAAGAUAUGAUAACGAUUCAUAUUUGUGUCCUUGUGAUCCGCGGAAUCGAAGUGGUUCAUCAAAACAAUUUUGGGUUAACGGACGAUUGGUAAGAAGUGGUUCACAUCACCAGCGUCACUCGUCAACUAGUUCGUUGAUGAUGCCAUAUCAUCAUAACCAUCCACCUCCUAGCUACGAAGACUCUUUAGUGAACAGUCAUAGCUUGUCACCACAAAGUGUUGACAAUAAUGACUUGAUCGAUAACGGGGCUGGUGUUGGUAACGUCGAUACUAACGACCAUAAUAAUCCAAAUAAUACCAAUAGUGGUGGUAAUGAUAAUAGCGUACCUUCACUGAUUCAUGGACCGGGAAUUAGCAGAAGGGCAAUGAAAUUACCACCUCCACCUAUUUAUACUAUCGUGGACGCGUUAAAUGGCGUUCCGCGUGCAUUUGAACUGGAAACUCAAGGUUAUCCACCCGAUGAAGCAGCUUCCCUCGAAAAACUCCUCUUCCGAAAAAAAGUAGCUCCCGAACUAUUUUGGGGUGCAUAUUUACCGGCCAACCCCGACAACUCUCAACAAAAGAUGAUUGGGUUCGUAGUAGCCACACUAACAACGGCACCCGUACUAACCGAGGCAUCAAUGGACUGGCACCACGAACCCGAUGGACAAACUGUGUGCAUACAUUCAGUGUGCGUUGACAACUCGUUUCGUCGUAGAGGCGUUGCGUCAUCAUUGUUGCAGCGUUUUAUUGAGCAUUGUCGAAAGUUAGGGUACGCGAGGAUAGCGUUGAUAAGUCACGAGUAUUUAUUAAAGCUUUAUCAAAAGAAUGGAUUUGUUUUCAAGGGUGAAAGUAAAAUUCAACAUGGGAGCGAAAAAUGGUUCGAUUUGGUGUUAGAGCUAAAAAGUUAG
This is a messenger RNA of Ambispora leptoticha, 1962 nucleotides long. The record is from the annotation of a GenBank genome assembly. NCBI's taxonomy places the organism in Eukaryota, Fungi, Glomeromycota, Glomeromycetes, Archaeosporales, Ambisporaceae.